Ilex paraguariensis (yerba mate) is the source of this 585-nucleotide messenger RNA. NCBI's taxonomy places the organism in Eukaryota, Viridiplantae, Streptophyta, Magnoliopsida, Aquifoliales, Aquifoliaceae. The record is from the annotation of a GenBank genome assembly.
CUGGGCAAUGCCUAUGGAAGGUCCGACAGAGGUGUAGCAGGCAAUGUUCUGAGCGGCAGAGACAAAGGCAAGGCAGUAGAGAACAUUGAAGGUGCCAUGGGCGACGCCUUAAGGGCUAGGAGUGUCGAUGGAGUCGUUGGUCUUGGCAUGGCUUCAAAUGCCAUCGGCGCUGGCUUACGGGGAUUAGGUAAGGCUUGCGGCAAGGCCUCAUUGAGGCAAGGGACUUCACUAGGCAAAGCUCAGCCGAUGCAAAACGAGGCAAAGCGAGGCCUAGGUGACUCCAAGCGAAGCCAUAGGCGUCGCUAUGACGAAGCCUCUAGGGGCGACACCAAGCGAGGCCUAGGCAACGCCAAUUGGGCAUUGGGCUACGUUGGAGGCGAAGGUGGUGCCUAUUGGGCAUCGGGCAACACAGAAGGAGGCAGUGGCGACGCUGAUGUUCACGUUGGACCUAGUGACCUUGGGAGGCGCAUGAGGACAAGGAGAGGCGACGCCCUGGGCAUGCUUGACGAUGCCGAAACUGAGGAGAUAACAGACAUCCACUCUGACAAGCGCAUUAUGGGAGAGGCUACUCGAGAGAUCGAGUGA